AUGAUUAGGCUUCAUUAUAAUCAACAAGUUUUUUCGAUCCAGGAGUUAGCAGAUGCAUUAGUUUCGAGACUCGACAAAAAUAGAAUAUUUCCUCCAUUUUAUUAUAAUCAACCGAAUGAUUUUAUUGUUUCUACGCAACAAGGUCAUGUUGUGAAAAGUAACUGCUUCUUUUUCUGUUGUAAAAAUGUCAAGGAAGAAGCUAACAGGUUUGGAAACGGAAAUAUGCGUAUUGUCUUUAAAGCUUCUGGAAUUUUAUGGAGAAACGCAACAGUUGGGGAAAAGAAAAUUUAUGAGGAUUUAUAUACCGACGCAAAAAAUGCGUGUGCACAGAUAAAUGCCAAUACACAACCGGCUAAUCCGCCUGUCGUUCAAGCACAAAUACAAGCGCCAGAUCCUUUUUAUGAUAUGGUUUCAAACAUGUAUAAUACAGGUUUCACGUUUAAUACAAUGGAAUCUAACGAAUUUCCUACCAUUCUUGAUGAAGUAAAUGGCCCUUCAACAAAUUUUUAUUAG
This is a messenger RNA of Rhizophagus irregularis DAOM 181602=DAOM 197198, 513 nucleotides long. RefSeq lists its product as uncharacterized. NCBI's taxonomy places the organism in Eukaryota, Fungi, Glomeromycota, Glomeromycetes, Glomerales, Glomeraceae. The record is from RefSeq and is a predicted model, not a curated record.